AUGAACAGCCUGUUUUUCUGCCAGGAGAUCUUGUUCCCUUACAUCAAAGACAACGUGAAGGAGUAUCUGCGUGCUCACUGGGAGGAGGAGGAGUGCCAGCGGGAUGUUGGACUUCUGAGGAAACAGGCUCAGGAGGAUUCCAGCUUGGACGGGGCUGUGCCGAUCCCUUUGGAGAGUGGAAGUGGGGAAGAAGAGCUGGAGCGCGUCAUCCAGGCCGUUGUAGACAAUGUGCACUGGCAGAUGUCCCUGGACAGGAAGACCACAGCACUGAAGCAGCUGCAGGGCCACAUGUGGAGGGCAGCCUAUGCAACUGGGCACGUCAAAGGAGAACUCUUCGAGGACGUGGUUCCAGCCAUCCGGAAGUGGCGGGAAGCAGGGAUGAAGAUCUAUAUCUACUCUUCAGGCAGCAUUGAAGCCCAGAAGCUUCUGUUUGGAUAUUCUACAGAAGGUGAUAUCCUAGAGCUCUUUGAUGGCCAUUUUGAUACCAAAAUAGGCCCCAAGGUAGAAAGUGAGAGCUACAGAAGGAUUGCUGCCAGCAUUGGGUGUGCCACCAACAACAUCCUCUUCCUGACAGAUGUCCCUCGAGAAGCCAAUGCAGCCGAGGAAGCAGAUACUCACGUGGCUGUGGUGAUCAGACCAGGCAAUGCAGGACUGACAGAUGAUGAGAAAUCGUAUUACAGCCUCAUCUCAUCUUUCACCGAACUUUUCCUGCCUUCCUCCACUUAGGGAAAGUGGUGCACGCACAACAGACUGUGCUUCACCUGAAUUGUCCUCGUCAAACGUUAGGUAAUUUUGUCCAUAAUCAGAAUUUGAAACCAAAUCCACAUCAUGUCUUGGACCCACAACUAGUGCAGGCAGGUAUGGAUGGAGAGAAUGGUGUGGGGUCCCUUGUGCAGCAGGACAGAGACCUGCUGCCAGCUGGAGCUGGGAACAGGGUGAGGAGCAGCACCCAUGAGCCUUGCUGUUCCUCCCCUUUCCUGGCUAGCAGUUAGCUAAGGGGAUGCAUCCUUCAGACUCACCCACUGGAAUCUGGUGCUAAGAUGCCCCACCACAAGCUCCAUCAUUUUCAGAAGCAGUCUGCAAACAAGGUUUAUGUCCCUUUGUCCCAGAGGCACCUCUGGGGACCGUGAGGGGAUAUGAGCUUCUCCCUGCAGACAAGGUUGCUGGCUAAGUCAAACCUUUCAAAGUUAGGAUUCCCCAAGGAAAAUGCCAGUUGUGGGCUAUAAUACAGCCAGUUUGGG
This is a messenger RNA of Acanthisitta chloris (rifleman), 1241 nucleotides long. RefSeq names its product enolase-phosphatase 1 (gene ENOPH1). The record is from RefSeq and is a predicted model, not a curated record. Lineage: Eukaryota; Metazoa; Chordata; Aves; Passeriformes; Acanthisittidae. Bases 1 to 726 code for a protein of 241 amino acids. Gene Ontology annotation, molecular function: magnesium ion binding; acireductone synthase activity. The transcript is spliced from 5 exons.